AAAUUGAUGGCUAAUAACAACUCAUUUGUUGGCAAUUCUUCACGGCAACAAAUCAAUGGCCAGGUCAUUAUUGUACAGAUUUUGGUGAUGAUUUUUCUUUGCAUCAAUUUCCUGCUUAUUGUAACCGUCUUUAAAAAGGAGUGCUUCUACAGAACUACUCGCUAUAUCUUAUUUGCUGUUACACUGCUGUCUGAUAGCUUUAUGUUAUUUAUGUCUAAUGUCCUGCUCAUCUUAAGCUAUUUUCAAAUUGCUAUGCAUGUUUGGUUAUGCAUCAUUAUCUCUGUUGUGGUGCUUGUGUAUCUUAUAAUCACACCAGUUACUCUGACAGCAAUGACUCUAGAGCGUUAUGUGGCCAUAUGCAUGCCCCUGCGCCAUGGAGAGCUGUGCACCACACGCAGGACUGUUUACUGCAUCCUCAUCAUUCAUGCCCUCAGCUCUGUACCCUGUUUUAUUGUCCUCGCUGUCUUCUUUGCAUCAGCCUAUCUUAAAUUUUACAAACAGUACCAAAUCUGUUCUGUGGAGAUAUUCAUUUUGCACAGAUGGCAGGGUCAUCUUAGGUCAGCUGUACAUCAGUUUUACUUCUUGAUUAUGUGUAUUACUAUUGUAUUCUCUUAUGUUAAAAUAAUUAAAAUAGCCAAAACUGCAUCAGGAGAGAACAGAAAGUCAAUUUGGAAAGGGCUCAGAACAGUAAUUCUUCAUGCUUUCCAGCUGCUGCUCUGUCUCAUCCAGCUGUGGUGCCCAUUCAUAGAAGCUGCUGUGCUUCAGAUUAAUGUCACGUUAUUUAGGAAUGUCAGGUACUUUAACUACAUUGUGUUUAAUCUUGUUCCAAGAUGUCUGAGUCCUCUAAUUUAUGGCCUUCGUGAUGAAAAGUUUUUCCUUACACUGAAAAGUUAUGCCUUCUUUGGCUCGUAUAAGAGAAAUAUUUGA
Plectropomus leopardus (leopard coralgrouper) is the source of this 927-nucleotide messenger RNA. The record is from RefSeq and is a predicted model, not a curated record. NCBI's taxonomy places the organism in Eukaryota, Metazoa, Chordata, Actinopteri, Perciformes, Serranidae.